Molecule: messenger RNA, 1767 nt
Organism: Arachis duranensis
Lineage: Eukaryota; Viridiplantae; Streptophyta; Magnoliopsida; Fabales; Fabaceae
Product: adenylate kinase isoenzyme 6 homolog
Exons: 5
Coding region: 951-1484 (177 amino acids)
Cellular component (GO): cytoplasm; nucleus
Molecular function (GO): ATP hydrolysis activity; ATP binding; AMP kinase activity
Source: RefSeq, a predicted model, not a curated record
CCCCAUUCCCCCCUUCUCCAACUCCUUCCUUCAUCAAACCCUAGCCUCCACCAAAGAAAGCAAACCCUAGCCUCCACCAAUAGUUUUCGCCGUCUGUCGGAGUGAGAGACUGCUGCCGCCGUCUAUCGCACUCAAGAACUUCCGUCUUCGUGCUCUCGGGCCUCUCGCCGGAUCCUCCACGUCGGGUGCUCGCAUCUCGCCGUUCUCCUCUGUGCUCGGCUGCUCGCGCCUCCCUCCGCCAGUGAGUGCUCGAGCUGUGCGUGUUGGUUGCUGCUCGUCGUCCGUGGUUGUCUCUGCUCGAUUCUGCCUCCCAGCCUCACUCGAGUCUCGUCUCAGUCACUGGCAUCUCGUGGUUCAUCUGUCUUGUCGCCGGCGGCAGAAGCAACUCGUGGGGUUGUCUCUUGCUUCGUCGCCUUCCGUAGGGUGGUCGCCGACUCGCCGUCGACCGUUGACCAGUAAACCAGUAAAUCAGUGACUAGAACGGUUUGAUGACCGGUCCGGUUUUCUGAACCUUGAUUUACACACAUAGGCACAGCGUUGGGAGCUCACCUCAGCUCACCUCGGUUCAACGCCACCGUACGCUCGCCGCCGUCGGCGCGCUUCUCGCCUGAUCCUCCGCGUCGUGUGCUCGCGAAUCGCGUCUCGCCUCUCUCCUCCAUCUGUGCUGUGUGCUCGGAAGCUUGCGUCUCACCACGCCUCCACCAGUGAGUGCUCGAGCUGUGCUUCUUGCAGCCGUGCAGCGUGUCGUCGUCGUCCACCAUCACUGCACCCAACGCCUGGUGUGCUCCACUGUUCGCGUCUUGUCUCUCUUCCUGCAGCUCCCUGGUGAGUGCUCGCGUCUCGUCGCACCUCCGCCCCUCCCUCGCCUCUCUUCCGUGGUUGUUGCUGCCUGAACUGCUGCUCGUCGUCCACCUUCUGCCUCUGUAACAACAGGUUUUUGGGUUGUAGUGAUGGUGGAGGAAAGUGGGAGGAGGAAGAGGCCAAACAUUCUGGUGACGGGUACCCCAGGGACGGGGAAGACUACGACAUGUACUGCUCUAGCUGAAGCCACACAGCUUCGCCACAUCAAUGUUGGGGAUUUAGUCAGAGACAAGAACUUACAUGAUGGCUGGGAUGAUGAGCUUGAUUGUUUUGUCCUUAAUGAAGACUUGGUCUGUGAUGAGCUUGAGGAUCAAAUGGAAGAAGGGGGAAAUAUAGUGGAUUAUCAUGGGUGUGAUUUCUUCCCUGAGCGAUGGUUUGAUUGUGUUGUUGUACUUCAAACUGAUAACACCGUGCUGUAUGACCGCUUGAGUAGGAGAGGUUACAAUGAAUCAAAGCUUUCUAACAACAUAGAAUGUGAAAUCUUUCAAGUUCUACUUGAGGAAGCUAAAGAAAGUUACCCAGAGGACAGAGUGAUUGCUAUGAAGAGUGACACCAUUGAAGAUAUUAAUAGAAAUGUUUCAACUUUGACGGAUUGGGUAAGGAAUUGGCAUCUUACAUCCUAGAUUCCUAGUCAUAUAAAAAAGGGGCGAAAAUGGAAAAGAAAAGAUAUUAAUUUGUAGAAACUUUCAUGUAACAGUGUGAUAAAAAAGAAAUAUGUAUUAUGGAUAUUUAUGUUGAACUUCUACAUGGAUAUGCAGUGUUGCUGAUUCGUCUUACUCGUGUCAAGUGUUAUGAGUUGGUCCUUUCGGAAGAAAAUACAAAAAAAUACAAUUUAAUCUCCGAAAAAUAGCAGAUUAGAACGCUUGUUUCAUUGAGAAAUUUAUGAGUAAGAACUUGCGUGGUAAA